Molecule: messenger RNA, 1263 nt
Organism: Microthlaspi erraticum
Lineage: Eukaryota; Viridiplantae; Streptophyta; Magnoliopsida; Brassicales; Brassicaceae
Source: the annotation of a GenBank genome assembly
AUGUCUCUUGCUGAGAAGGCUCACCAAUGGGAGAAAAGCCUGCCCCAUGGCACAAUCACCACUUGGGAUGAAUGCAAGAAGGUAUUUCUUGCUAAGUUCUUCUCUACCGGUCGCACAUCCAAGUUAAGGAGUGAGAUAUCAAGCUUCAUUCAGUGGAACAAUGAGACUUUCGCAGACGCUUGGGAAAGAUUCAAGGGAUAUAUCAGUUAUGGAGAGAAUUAUGAUAGCAAAGACUGGAGCUCGACCACGCACUCGUUCGAGUUAGAAGCACAUAUGCGAAAUGACAUGCAUGCUCUACAUUCCAAGCUAGACAAGCCGAUCCUAGCUCAAUUCCCUGCGAAGCAAGUCCACUCUAUCUCUGGUACAACACUAAUUCAAAACCAGGAAGGGGAGGAACCACAAAUUGAAAGAAUCUCUCCAAAGAAUAAGAGGACUAUUUAUGGUCACACGCCAUACCAAGCACCUGCGUCGUACAAGUUUGCUAUAAAUGGCUACAAACAACAAGGGCUCCCACCCAAUUCUACGUCGCACCAACAUAGUGUCCCACCCGGAUUCCCACCUAUGCCAUACCACACUCCACCAAGUCUAAAUGGGGAUAUGAAAGAAAUGCUUCAACAACUACUCCAAGGGCAACCAAAUGGUACUUUGGACAUGAAGAACAAGUUGAAGGGGAAAGCGAUCGCUCUCGGUGACAUCGAUGGGAAUUUCACGCCUCAUCCCAAGACGACGCUCGACGCCGAAUCUCUUGACAAUUUCCGGCGCGAUUACGAGGUCCCUGACGAGAUCGAGCUUGCUCUCCCGGCUGACGGAGAAAAUCCGGAGCAUGUAAGCCCCGGGUUUUGCUGCACCUAUGUUUCAUACUUCGAAAGCGGCAAGAUCAUUUUCCCAAUCCCGCGCUUUCUAUUGGAGGUACUUGCCCCUCUGAAGAUGGCGUUCCCUCAGAUGCAUCCGAGCCUCAUUCUCCACGCUAUCGGAUGCGCCGUCCAAGCCCGAGAGGAGGCCUUGACGUUCGGCGUACAAGAUCUGCGGAAGCUCUUCUUGGUGAAGAGCAAUACGAGGUUUCCGGGCUCGUUCUACUCUUCGCCGAGGCCGAAUCGGCGGAUUUGCACAAACACCUCGCAGAGAGAUAGCGGGUGGGCCAACGAGAUGUUCUUCUUCCAGGUCAAUAAAGCCUCGAUAGGCGACUUCGACUUCGGUUGUCUUCCGACGGUGUGGGCGACUAGCGUUGUUGUUGAUCCAGUGCCGAACAGCCCGAUCGAGUAA